This is a messenger RNA of Prorocentrum cordatum, 2427 nucleotides long. Lineage: Eukaryota; Dinophyceae; Prorocentrales; Prorocentraceae. The record is from the annotation of a GenBank genome assembly.
CUUGCUUAUGGUGAAGGAGCAUCCCGUCGUAAACACAGACGCGAAUGACAGGAUAACAGUUUGACCUUCUCCCUUUUUUAUCGUGCUGCGUCUUUUCUUAUUGCUAUUUCCUGUCCUUCCCUUGUCCCUCUUGCUCUGUUGCUGCGUCGCCUCUUCUCAGGUUGUGCAGCUGGGCAAGAUGCUCAACGACCCCAGCCCAGGAGAGUGGUCGUGGCGGCCGCCCGCGCCAUCGGCGGCGUCGGGCCGGGCGCGGCGUCCCAGACCCAGGGGCUCGAGGCGGUGCUCGAGAACAACGCAGAGGACAGGUCCUCAUUCGCCUCGGCGGCGACGGGCAUGUCUCGCCGGGAACCCGCAGCGCGCAGGAAACCAGCCUGCGCGGCGGCGGCAGCGCUGGCCGCCAUCGGGAUCGCCGGUGCCAAGUCUGCGCCCAAGGUCGCGGCGUGCCUCGCGUCCCAAGACGCGGAGUUGCGUGCGGAGGCGGCGCGGGCCCUCGGGCUCAUGGGUGCGGCCGGCGCCAAGUACGAGGGCGACCUGGUCCGGCUGCUUGGCGACGCCUCGCCAAGCGUCGCAGCGGCGGCUUGCUGCGCCCUGGGGUGCCUGGAGGCGCGCGCCCAGGUGGGCUCGCUCGCCCCGCUUCUGAAGAGCCAGUUCCCCGCCGUGCGCGCGGCCGCUUGCCAGGCCCUGGGCACCAUGGGGCCCGCGGCGGAGCUGCACGUCGAGGAGGUGGUGCGGCUGCUUCAGGACAAGUCCGAGCAGGUCGCCUCGGAGGCGGCGGCGGCGCUGCCCAAGUGCGGGGAGGCGGCCCAGGUCUACGCGUCGGAGUUGUGCCGGCUGAUGCUCGGCGACGCGCCCCCAGCGGUGCGCGCCGCGGCGGCCCUGUCCCUGGCCGCCAUGGGCGAGCGCGGGGCGGCCUUCCAGGAGGAGAUCGAGGUGCUGCUCCAGGAGGACCCCGCCCCGGAGGUCCAGGCGGCGGCGGAGUCCGCGCUGCGGAUGAUCGAGUCGCACUCCACGGAGGUGGCCAGCGCCGCCGCGCGGGCCGCGGAGAUAGCGGACGCGGCGGCUUCGGCGGCCGCGGAUGCCGCAAGGGCGGAGGCCGCAGCACAGGCUGCGCGGGCACAGUUGCCGCUGGAACUGGCUUACGUGGACCCUGCGGCGGUCCGCAGGCCAGUCGCGCUGAUGUUCCCAGGCCAGGGGUCGCAGCACGUCAAGAUGCUGCAGGACGUCCAGGACUUGCCAACGGUCAAGGACAUCCUCGCAAAGGCGAACUCGAUUCUGGGCUACGACAUCCUGGCCAUCUGCAUGGAGGGCCCGGAGGAGAAGCUCGGGCAGACCAGGUUCUGCCAGCCGGCCAUGUACAUCGGCGGAUUGGCCGCGGUCGAGAAGUUGAAGACGGAGAAGCCCGACGUGGUCCGGUCGGCCCAGUGCGUGGCUGGGCUCUCGCUCGGGGAGUACGUGGCGUUGACGGUGGCUGGCGCGCUGGACGUCGAGACGGGGCUGCGGCUGGUGAAGCUUCGGGGCGAGGCGAUGCAGGAGGCAGCAGAGGCGUCGCCACAGAUGAUGGCGUCGAUCGCGGGGUUGCCUUUGGCGAAGGUGGAGGAGAUUUGCAAGGAGUGCGGCGUGGACGGCGAGGUGUGCCAGGUGGCCAACCACCUGUUCCCCAAUGGCUUCGCCUGCGCAGGCAGCAAAACUUCGGUCGAGAGGCUCGUGGAGGUGUGUGGCCAGACGGAAGGGAUCAUACAGGCAAGGGCCCUCAAGACCUCGGGCGCCUUCCACACGAAGCUGAUGAUGCCUGCCAGGGAGAAGCUGCUGGCGGCGCUGAAGGACGUUGAGCCCAAGAUGCAGCCGCUCAGGUGCGAUGUGUACAUGAACGUGACGGGUCAGAGGUUGCCGGCGGGCACCCCUCCCUCUGUCAUCAUCCCGAUGUUGGCUGAUCAGCUCUGUAGCACAGUCCGCUGGUGCCCCGCCAUGGAGGCCAUGAUCCAAGAUGGUAUCAAGGACCAUAGAUUCUACGAGUGCGGGCCCAUGAAGCAGCUCAAGGCCAUGAUGAAACGCAUCAGCGCCGAGGCGUUCGGGAAGACCGCGAGCGUCACCGUAUGAGCGUGGGCCGUCAGCUUCUCCUAAGCAGCUGGCAGACCUCCGCCCUGGCCCAAGCGAGCUGUUUGACGGCUGUGGCGGCAUGCGGCCAUCCCGGUAAAACCUCCUGAAAAACCUCGCCUGUUCACGACCAUCCUCCCCCUCGUCCUAGUUUUCCCCCUCUCUCCUCUUGGAGGAGGUGGGACAUCUAGCUUGGAUUACGUGGUUUGGCACCGUCUGAUGUUGUGGCAUACCCGUAUUUUUCCGCUGCUGCCCAUUGAAUAUAAGAGCCUCUUUGCUGGCGCCAUGCUGGUCUUAUCCAGGGCCUCACCCUUGUCCUCCUCACACUCGUUC